AUGACAGGAAAGAGGUCAAGGAGGGGAAAUACGGCUAAGAAAAGCCUUCGAAUGAGGAAGAUCGUGCUUUGCUUGAAUACCUGUUUUACAGGGCUGCUUAUUUCUCCUGUUCUGGCGAAUGAUGUUCACUUGACGUACGUGGAGGACGAUGUGACCUUUAUCACAGGCACAUCCCCAAAAGUGGGUUCCAAUGUCAACUUCGGAAUUUACCAACACUGGUGUUUGGGGAACAUCAACAAGUGCUCGAAUGGUAUAACUGUCACUUUCUUUUUAAAACCGAGACCAGGAAACGAAACAUCACCGGAAGUUGUCGUCAUUACAAACGGGGGACAUUCAUAUUUCUCUGAAGGGUUUUACCUAUUGCAAAGGUACGGCGACCAGUAUGAAUUCGGUAUUUCCAAAUCCGAAAAUGUAUGGAAACACACUUUCCGACUACUCCCGAAUGUGUGGACCAAUAUCUUUGGCUCCUGGAACGAUAGUGGCGGAUUAAAGCUCUACGUGGACGGACAUCUUCUGAAAGAACUUGGACCAGAAAAGAGAGAAUAUGAAGGAGACAAUUUUGAUCCCUUUUCCGAAAUUGUUAUCGGAAGGGACAGGGAGGGGAGGGCGAUUGACGACAAAAACCUGUUCGAUGUUGAAGAUCUUUUCAUUUAUAAUUCUGCAGAAAACACUGAUAACCAUCCAAUAGAUGAUGAACGUUACUACCUCGGAUGCAGACUUCAAAGUACAGAUGAAGGUUCCUUGUUGAAUUUAUCAACAUCUGAAACUGCAGUUCACGCCUGUAGAGCACACUGCGACAGUCCCAUAGUUGAAAUUAGUCCAAAUGAUAAGUGCAACUGCUUAAAUCUUGAUGUUUUACCAUUGAUCGUCACAGACGAACGAUGUAUUUCAGGGUCAGGAGUCGGUAAAUUCUACUCUGUGUCUGGACUUACAACAACACAUAACUAUCACCUGACGGUUAGAGCACACCCUCUGCAUAAAAGUUCAUAUACUAAACCUUUUGAAACCGUUGGUAUCGAAAUAGGAACAAACUUUGAUACACAGGAAAAUUUUAAAGUUCAGUUUGGAGAUGGUAUUACACUGAAUACCAAAGAGAAGGUCUUAAGUCACUUUUGGUCAUCUCAAGAUAUUUUCACAGUCACCGUUUCCACGUCUAUAGGUGAUAUAUUAUUGUCGGCGGAGGUUGAUUUCGAAGUGAAAGACGUGGAUGAAGGGGUACGUCCAGAAAUGGCUGUUGUGUCAGCGAUACACUCACCAAUCCAGCAAUCAGCCGAAUAUGAACUCUUGGCAUUUAGCAAUUAUGUCACAAAAUGCACGGUUACAUUUGGAGACAUGAAGGCCUUCAAUGAGCAGGCGUCACAAAAUUAUUUCAACAAAGUGUACAUCAAUCACACAUACGACUCUUUCGGAGAAUAUCUUAUCGAAUAUACUUGUGUGAAUGUUUAUGGAGAAACGAAGAAUUCAACAACAUUCGUUUCCAAGUUAUUUGACAUUCCAUUUCUAUAUCACAACAGAAACGAUUCCUUUUUGUUCAGGAUUCAUGGUAACGAAAGAUACCUAGAGACCUUGAAUGUCAUACGUAAUGGAGAACAAACACUAGAAUCCAAAGUAUUGGAGAAUGGGAUUCUGGUCAAAUCAUUAGACCUAAAACCUUAUGAGAAUCUUAUUACCAUUAAAAGUGGGAUAAAGACGCUUAUUAAACGUAUAUUCUAUGUACAACACUCGGUGGAGGAGGCAUCAAUUGCACCAAUGAAAAGAAGUAAUGCUUGGCAUCUCACAACCAACAUUACCGUUCAAAUUCCUGUCGGACUGGAGACGUUCAUUAACUGCUCUUUUGGUAUAGGUGAACACUUCAUGUUUUACAUUGACAAAUCAGAGGAAUCAUUAGGAAUGACGUUUGAAGUGGAAUACCCCUCUCUUGGAUACUACCCUGUCGUCGUGGACAUGUCUAAUGAUAUCAGCGUCUCUCGUGCAGAGGAUUUAAUUUCUAUUGAAGUUCCCAUUGUGUCUAUGAAACUGACUACAAGUAACAUAACGGAUAAGACCCUCCCCGUGGUAGUAAAGGUGGACCUGAAUGGUAAUAUGCCUGGACCGGACAAAGUCGAAUUUCAUAUACGACAUGGAGACGGCAAGGUUGAUGACGUCAGCUACAGAAGUCCAUCAGAAAAGUUUACAUCAUUUCAAAAUAAACAUGUGUAUGACAACUGGGGAAUAUAUAAAAUCUGUGUAACGGCCAAAAAUCAAAUAAGUGAGGUCUUUCAGUGCAUUUUGGUUCAAGUAGGACAGAACCUUACUCAUGUAGAUUUACAGACAUCAACUUUAGGUCGUGUUCUCAAAAAUGAUUAUGCAAAGGUUAACAUCACGACCUAUACUGGAUCUGAUGUCACGUAUGAGAUAGAUUUUGGCGAUGGAAAGUUUACAUUUACAGAUAGACAGCUAGAAAAUGGAAUAGUCACCAGUGGAAGUCACGAAAAUGAUGUAAGCAUUGAUUCAAACAGUACGUCGACAAAUGACACAUCCUUGGAAGAUUCCAGUAAUGCUACACAGACAUUGACCACCCUUAUCACUGUAGUUGAGAAUCUCAAUUCCACAACAACGCUAAAUCCAACAACAGAAACAACAUCGAUAACAACUACAGAAAAUCUUCAUCGUAAGAUUAGAUCAGUGACAUCCUUAACGCAGUUUUACGCUAUUCGAGUAUCAGAUGAGAUCAUUACAGUGGGACAUUUGUACACAAGAAGUGGAAGAUAUAGUGUGAACGUAAAAAUAAGGAAUGCAUUUUCUAUUGUUAGAGCUAAACUUUGUCAGAGCAUCAUUGUAGAUGAUGUAAACGACAUUAAGUGUCAAAAGCCUGCGGUAAACUUUGCAAAUGUUCAAUCUUCUUUCGCUAAUCCCAUAACAAGAAUCCGUUCGGAAGAAUUCAACAUAACGGUCACUGCAACAUCUUCUUGUGUAUCGGCUAAUCUGUUUACCUUUUCAUGGAAAGCUGAGAAAUUCAACAAGGGCAAGAAGGAACCAAUUAAAGAAAUUUGUUCCUUGGAAUCGCCCGAUAACGUUUUGGUCGUCCCGGCAGUGUUCUUAUCGUAUGGCGUGUACCGACUGACGGUUUCUGUGGCCCCAUUGGGUCACAGUCUAAGGACAGAAGAAAAGUCGGUAUUUGUUUCAAUCGAAGCAUCCAAUCCAUACGCUGAAAUAGCAGGCGAAAAAGAAACAGAUUUUCUGAUAUAUGCCAAUGCAGUUUUUGAUUUGAAUCCUUCCCGUGAUCCUGAUUUGUUAACAAAAAGCAAGACCGGAUUAGAAUUCGACCUUGUUUGCGCCACAAGCAAGGACUUUGAAUCGGCAGACGCCGUCUCCUUCCAGCAGUUAUCAUCAAGAUCUACAUUGAUUUACGAGGACAAUAUGUUCAAAGAGAGUACAAAUAAUCCUGUAAAACUUUACGAUUAUGGAGAUUGUUUUAUGAAUGUUGACAACAUGACGAAAUCCAUUUCGGUUAUGGAUGGUCGCGUGUCUUUUCCAGCAGAAUAUUUUGCUUCCGAAGAGUUUGUUUUCAAACUGUUUGUUUCAAAAGAGGGUCGUAUAAAUAGCACAACACAGACAGUGAAAAUUAAAUUGACCAAUUCAACGGAUAUUGCCGGUCAGUUGGAUGCCAUGGCGAGUAUAAAAGAUUGUGGAAGUUUACUCAGGGCUGUGGCCGUGGUGUCUGGAGAAUUUUUAACUGGUGGGGGAAAUAGUACUAGUGAUGACCAAGAAGAAGAAUUGACAGAGGUCCGUGCAUUUAUGACAAAUUUGCUCGAUAACUUGGCAGAUAAAACAGAAAAUCUUGACCAGUGCAAAGGAGUUGCGGGUGCUGUAGCGGGUCUAACAUCAAAUCCGGACCAGACCAGCUCUUCUGCUAGGGCGUCUGGAGGAAGCGCUGUCAAUAAGAGUAUGAACACGAUGAAAGACAAAUUUGGAAAUUCCAAUUACGAUGCUGUAAAAGACGCCUCAGCUAGUGCGGUAACAGGAAUGAGUAACCUGCUCCCUACGGAAGAUAAGGCAGAAGUGGCGGCAAGGAAACGGAGGAAAAAGCGGGAAGCAUCCCAGAAUCCGGUGCCACUUCAAACAGACAGCAACGCCGACCAACUCGACUCGUACGACCUUAUAAUGAAGGAAGAAGAUGCCAAUCUUCAUCGAUUCUUUGACGAUUUAUAUGAAUUUGUGUUUAUAUUUAAAAAGGCAUUUCGACGUGCUGUGAAAAACUACUAUGCAAUAAUGUGGAUUAACAAGGAAACCACUUUAGCCGACGCAGAAGAAUUUUUCCGGGACGUUAUAAUCGAGUGGGAACCGUUUGAUGUUGAAAAAUAUUUGUUAAAGUAUUGCAGGCAUGAGAAAGAUCUCCUAGACCAAGAGAGAUUACUGGCAGACAAAAAUGUAGCAACAGCAAGCACUGGGGCGGUUGAUUCCAUAUCUGGACUUUUGCUGGGGAAAAUGGAAGCCUCUAGAAGACGAAGACGAAGAAGAUCGCUUCCUGGAAACGGAACACAAGCAGAGGCCGAAGUAGAGGGAGAAGACGACCUGGAACAAGAGUGUGCUAUAAAUGCUCCAGGGAUGGGACUGGGGUUAAAGAACAUUGAUCCGGAUCAACCUGGUCCAGCACAAAUGUCAUCAAGUUUUGGUAGUUUUGAAAUACCUGAAGGAGUUAUACCAAAAUCAGAUGAUGGAGGCGGAGUUGGCACUACCCUCGUUACCACCAAAGGUAAUCCCAAGACUUGGGGCGCUAAUUCCAAUGGGAUCAAAUCUUCCGUCUUGUCUUUGGAUUUGUCUGGAAGUGGUGGCGGAAGUAAAGUUAAGGUGAAUAACACGAAAGCGCCAAUGAAACUCAUGAUACAAGGAAAAGCGGAAGAUGUACCAGAACCAUUCCAGUGGAUGUUGUGUGUACCAAGGGGUGUUUCUCCCGAAGACGCCACUCAGUGGAACAACCAUCCUGUACCAGUUACUGAAAAUGACACUGCGCUCCACUUCCUAUUGUGGCCCGACAGAAAAGGAGAUAGAUUCAAUGUCUACUUUAAAUACAAAGAUCGGCCAAAUGCCACCCAUUAUGACUACAAGACAACAAUGCCCCACGAACCUAUCGAUUUCCCUGGUCAUCAGAGUAAAGAUCCAGAUGUUUUGAAUCAGAUGUUGCAUACCUUCUAUCCGCCACAGAAUAUGACGAAAUUGAAUGGAACAUAUUGGGUUAGCAUUGGGAUUGCAAAAACUGACGUCGAUUUUGGAAGUAGUGAGACGUGUUUAAACUACUCAACACAGUCUUUUGUACCAAGUUGUAAAUUCUGGGACGACGAAACAGAGACAUGGAAGGGGGAUGGUUGCAAGGUUGGUAAUGGUACAACAAAGUGGAACACUGAGUGCUUGUGUACUCACUUGACUUCGUUUGGUGGCGAUUUUGCUGUACCUCCCAACACAAUUGACUUUACCAACGUAUGGGCAAAGUUUGCAAAUCUGAAUGAGAAUGCAGCUGUUUUCUCCACCGUCGUAGCUUUGAUUGGCGUAUACAUCAUGUUGCUAAUCUGGUCACGAUAUAUGGAUAAGAGGGAUAUUAUAAAGUGGGGUGCCACACCUUUGGAAGACAACCUUCCAUCGGAUAACUAUCACUACCAGAUGACGGUACAGACGGGCGUCCGUAAGAACGCGACAACGAGGUCCAAAGUCAGCUUCAUUAUGUCAGGGGAGAAUGGCGACAGCGGUGUUAGACGAUUGUACGAUGGUCAUAGAAAGGAACUCGAAAGUGGUAGUAUUCUAAACUACAUUUGUAGUGUGGAAAAACCACUUGGCUCUCUGACUUUCAUGAGGAUCUGGCACGACAACAGUGGCAAAGGGAAAUCGAAGAGUUGGUUUCUGGAUCAAGUACAAAUCACUGACCUUCAGACUGGUGACAGGUACAUUUUCCUCUGUGACAGAUGGCUAGCUUUGGAGGAGGAUGACGGAAUGGUAGACAGAAUCCUCCCAGUGGCUGGACUGGAGGACUUAGUAGCUUUUAAGCAACUCUUUUCUGCCAAUGUCCGCAAAAAGCUUUCCAAUGAACAUCUGUGGUUUUCCGUCUUCUCAAGACCUACGAAAAGCAGCUUCACGCGUGCACAACGUAUUUCAUGUUGCAUGUCACUUUUGUUUAUGACGAUGAUUACAAACGCCAUGUGGUUUAAAUCUGAUGAUAAUGCUAAGCAAUCACAAGCUCUAAAAGUUGGUCCGGUGUCAUUCACUGUACAACAGUUCUUUGUAAGCUUUGCCAGCACAAUGCUAGUAUUUCCUGUCAACUUUAUAUUGAUCACCUUCUUCAAAAAAUGUCGCCCAAAACAAAAUGCCGUGAUACAAAGGCACCAACAACAGCCAAAGCGUGGUAAAUGGAAGAAUGUCACGAACGGGUCGCAAAUUUGGGGUGAUGUGACUAUGCCAAGUCGAUGGAAGCGGUUUAAGGAUUAUAUCUCUGAUCUAGUCAACUUCAAACAAAAGGCCAAGUACGGAGCAGAUGAUAAUGAUUCAGAUGAUGACGACGCUCCGAAAACAAGAAUUGUUGGUGUACCUGAAGAUGAAAAAGAGAAAAAGAAGAAGAAAAAGAAACCAGGAACUCUGCCACACUGGUGUCUCUACAUUGCUUGGGUUUUGUGUUUCUUCAGCAUCACGACGGCAGGAUUCUUUACCAUCCUGUAUAGUUUAGAGUGGGGGAAGGAAAAGGCAAAUGAAUGGCUCACGACAUUCCUUUUGUCUUUUUUCCAAUCUGUUAUCGUUGUUCAACCUAUAAAGGUGAUGUUUCUCGUUGCUUUCAUAGCUUGUAUCCUAAAGAAACCUGCUUUAGAUGAAGAGGACACGAAUGAAGACUUGAAUAAUGUCAUUGCAGCACAUGAUGAGGAAUUCAUUGGAAAGGAUAAUGGGACAAUAGAGGAAAUUGCUGCAAAGCGUAAAGAGGCAAACGCUGAGUUUCAACCUCCAGACCCAGCUACACUAGAAGAGGCGAGACAGCAACGCCUGCUAGAACUGAAAAUGGAAGAAGUUUUGAAAGAACUAAGCGCUUAUAUCUUCUUUGUCAUCAUCUUGUUCUUUCUCUCUUACCAGCAAAGGGACUCGAACUCCUAUAUGUAUGCAUCGAAUCUAAAGAACAGCUUUACCCACAACUUUGAGUCGAUAUCUACAGUUGAUCAGUACUGGGUAUGGCUUGAAACUAAGUUGGUUCCUUCUCUUUACGCCACCCAUUAUCAUAAUGGGACUGAAAUCAGGCGUUGGUGGGAAAAAAGGUGUAUUAAAGAUAUGGCCUCAAGACGUGUGGGUAUUCCUCGGCUACGGCAGCUUCGUGUUAAACCAAAUACCUGCAAAGUCGGUCCAUAUAUGCGUACUUUGAUCCAUCACUGCCGAGAUGAAUACGGAUGGACGGACGACGAUGCCAAAGUUUAUCUACCGAAAUGGGAAAAGCCCAGUCCUGAAAAUGAAACAAUGCUUACAAAGUUAAAAAACCCUGGUCCUUGGGUAUACCAAAGCUCGGUAAAGUUAGCAAAUGCGCCAUAUAUGGCAACGAUGUCGACUUACAAAGGCGGCGGAUAUGUGUACAUGUUCGAAAGAAAUGUUGAAAGAACCAAACACAGUCUGAAUGGAUUGAAAAAUGAUAUUUGGAUGGAUGCUCAUACCAGAGCAAUUUUUCUAGAAUUCACAGUGUACAACCCAAACAUUAAUUUGUUUGGCUCUAUGAUUAUGGUUAUUGAAUUCUUGUCGACUGGAGGAGCAGUGCCAAGACUUGAGUGCAAGGUGUUCCGAUUGUUGAACUACGUUGGGGGCUUGGGGGUAAUGGUCCUUAUCGCAGAGGUUAUUUAUGCUAUCUUCAGUUUGUACUUUUUUGUACGGUGUAUCAAAAAAGUGAAGAAACAGAGGAUGAAGUAUUUCAAGGAAUUUUGGAACAAAUUGGAGUUUGCGCUUCUCUGCUUCUGCAUAGCCGUCAUAGCUAUGUAUGCACUUAAACAAACACUAACAACGUUGGCAAUGAAAGCGCUAAAGGAUCCAGAAAAAGCUGAUUACGUGAAUUUCCAAUCCCUGGCUCUUUAUGAUGAAAUGUAUGGCUUCAUGUGUGGUUUCGUAGUGUUCUUAGCCACUGUCCAGUUCCUGAAACUCUUACAAUUCAACAAGAAGAUGGGCAUGUUGGGCGAAACAGUACAGUACGCUACAAAAGACCUCAAAGUAUUUAGCAUUGCAUUUUUGCUGUACUUUUGGACUUUCACAGCCACGGGUUUCUUGCUCUUCAGCAAUUCCAUGAUUUCCUAUAGCAAUGUCGUAGGCGCAGCAGAGUCCAUGUUUGCGUUUACACUGGGCAGCUUUGAUUUUGUUGCCAUGCAAACUGCACAACCCGUGCUGGGCCCCAUAUUUUUCUUCAUGUUCAUUUUGGUCGUAUACGUGGGUCUGAUGAGCAUUUUCUUGACCAUCAUUGCUGAUGCAUUCUCGACAGUCAAAGAAAACCUUGAAGGGAAACAGAAUGAGUACGAGUUCAUUGACUACUUCACGAAGAGGUUUAAACAAGUAAUGGGAUUUGCAUAAAUAUUCACAAGUACCCAAUACAAGCACAUUCAAAGAAGCAGGUUUCUCGAUUCUUGAGGCUUUAUGUAGUCAAGUAUAUAUCAUCUGAAAUAACAAAAUUGUGUAAUACAAUUACUUCCGAGUUUUCUUCAUUCAUAGCGUGGUCUAGGUAUUAACAUCUUAUUCAGAUUUAUGAAUUUUCCUAAAAAUGUAUAAACUAUAAACUAAUGUUUUGCACAAUUUGCGAAUACAUGCAUUUCUAUUUUCUAUAUGAAUUAAAAUCUUAUGUUUGGUUAAAUAUGAGAAAGGAAUACAUAUACAUGUACAUGUAUAUAUAUUUAACUUCAAUCACGAAAUAUUCAGUAUUGUUUGAGAGAAUAUUACCAUGAUAAAGCAAUGUAUACUUAUCUAUAUGCAGCCUCCUUCAAAUUGUUUCUUACGAAUUAUCAUUUUCUAACAAAAACACAGACGACCGGCAGUUUUGCUGGUGAACCUGUUCACUUACUCGGCGAGAAUAUUGUCCUUCAAACAUUACAUCGUUUGUUACUGUUAAUUCAUCGAUUAACUAUUUUGUUGUAGAGAAUAUUUGGAUUACUAAAAUAAAAAGUUUCUCACCUGAGCUUUCAUAAACUGAUCUUUGCAAUU
Ostrea edulis (European flat oyster) is the source of this 9174-nucleotide messenger RNA. RefSeq lists its product as uncharacterized. The record is from RefSeq and is a predicted model, not a curated record. The transcript has 25 exons. Gene Ontology annotation, cellular component: membrane. Gene Ontology annotation, molecular function: calcium ion binding; calcium channel activity; protein binding. Lineage: Eukaryota; Metazoa; Mollusca; Bivalvia; Ostreida; Ostreidae. Bases 1 to 8550 code for a protein of 2849 amino acids. Gene Ontology annotation, biological process: detection of mechanical stimulus.